This is a messenger RNA of Pseudo-nitzschia multistriata, 2456 nucleotides long. Lineage: Eukaryota; Bacillariophyta; Bacillariophyceae; Bacillariales; Bacillariaceae. The record is from the annotation of a GenBank genome assembly.
CGUUCUGCAAAAGAAAUGAAGAACGAACACCAUCGACGCCACCAUAUUAUACGGUACUAUACAAUAAAAUAGCAAAUUGCUUAGUCGACUUGCUCCAUGGCAGACUCCUCAUUGUCAUCGUCGUCGUCGUCCAGUGGUGGCAAGUCAUCCAUAUCGUCCUCGCCAUCGGCAUCAUCGUCAUCGUCAAUCGAGAGACCGAGCUUGACAAGACGGUGGAUACGAGAGGCGAAAGUGGCUGGCUCGUCGAGGGAGAAUCCAGAGGUCAACAACGAGGUAUCGUACAUCAACCAGAUCAAAUCCUUGACGGUCUUGUCGCUUUGGUCGGCCUCAGCCUUUUCGCGAAGGGCAGAGAUGAUCGAGUUUGUGGGGUUGACUUCCAUGGUCUUCUUGGAAGUCAUGUACUGAGAUUGCGAGGCAUCACGAAGUGCCUGGGCCUUCAUAAUACGUUCCAUGUUGGCGGACCAUCCAUAUUCUCCAGUAACCAAAACACAGGGGGAAUCCGCAAGACGGUUCGAGACGACAACCUUUUCGACCUUGUCGCCCAAAACUUCCUUCAUCAACUUGCAGAGAGGCUCGGUCUUUUCCUUCGCUUCUUCGAAGGCCUUCUUUUCGUCUUCGUCGUCAGCAAGAUCGAGUCCCUCCUUGGUGGCGGACAAGAGCUUCUUUCCGUCGAAUUCCUUCAAUUGCUGGACGGCAUAUUCGUCAAUGGGGUCAACCAUGUACAAGACUUCGUAUCCCUUCUUCUGGAGCUUCUCGAGGAAGGGAGAGGUCUUGACGGCUUGGUGGGAUUCACCGGUGAUGUAGUAGAUACCAGGUUGGUUGUCGUCCAUGCGGCCGACGUAGUCCUCGAGCGAGGUCAUUUCUUCUCCCGACUUGGUGGACUUGUAUCGCAACAACUUGGCAAUCUUGGCACGGUUGGUGGAGUCUUCGUGGAUUCCGAGCUUCAGGUUCUUGGAGAACGCCUCGUAGAACUUGGCGUAGGUGUCCUCGUUUUCGGUAAGGUCGUUGAACAUUUCGAUGCACUUCUUGACGAGGUUCUUCUUGAUGACUCGAAGAAUCUUGUUUUGCUGGAGGGUUUCACGGGAAAUGUUAAGGGGAAGAUCCUCGGAAUCGACAACUCCCUGUACGAACUGAAGCCAUUCGGGCAUGAGUUCCUCGCAGUUGUCCAUGAUGAAUACACGUCGGACGUAGAGCUUGAUCUUGUUGUGCUUCUUCUUGGCACCUCCGUCGAACAUAUCGAAGGGAGCGCGCUUGGGUGCGAACAAGAUGGCCUUGAAUUCGAGUUGACCCUCAACGGAGAAGUGCUUGACUGCGGCAUAGUCUUCCCAGUCGUUGGAGAUGGACUUGUAAAAUGCAACAUAUUCGUCGUGCGUGACUUCGUCGGCCUUGCGCAUCCAGAUGGGCUUCAUGCUGUUCAAAUGUUCCCAUUCGUGGCUGACCUCCUUGAUUUUCUUGGUCUUCUUCUCCUUCUUGGCUUCUUCCUCGUCAUCGACUUCUUCGACCUUUGGCUUGUCGUCGUCGCCAUCUUCGUCUUCGUCGUCGUCGUCAUCGUCGGUGACUUCCUUCUCGGUGGUCUUUUCAGUGUACAACAUGACGGGGAAACCAAUGAAUUCAGAGUGCUUCUUCACAAGGUCCUUGAUUCUCUUCUCUUCGAGGUAUUCGGACAUAUCUUCCUUGAGGUGGAGAAUGAUGCGGGUUCCUCUCUUGAGUCCCGAGUCUUCGGUAUCGGUGACGGUGAAGGAACCUCCGGCUUCGGAAAUCCACGUGUGAACGCUAUCAUCGUUGUUCUUAGAAACGACCUCGACCUUGUCGGCCACCAGGUAUGCGGAGUAGAAACCGACUCCGAACUGUCCAAUCAUGGAAAUAUCAGCACCGGCGGAGAGGGCCUCCAUGAAUCCCUUGGUUCCGGACUUGGCAAUAGUUCCGAGGUUGUUGAUCAAAUCGGCCUUGGUCAUACCAAUACCGGAAUCCUCGAUGGUGAGGGUGUUGUUUCCCUUGUCGGCAAUAAGCUUGAUCUGGAGCUCGGAGUCGGCGUCCAAGACGGAAGAAUCCGUCAGGGAUUGAUAACGGACCUUGUCCAGGGCAUCGGAGGCAUUGGAGAUCAAUUCACGAAGGAAAAUUUCCUUGUUGGAGUAAAAAGUGUUGAUAAUCAACGAAAGGAGCUGGUUGAUAUCAGCGGAGAAGGCGUAGCUCUCGGAUUCGGCAGGCUAAAAGGGAAAGGGAAAGCAGCGGAGGUGAGAAAGGUUUCAGGUCCCAGAACGGUGGAUAAGACCGAAAAUGACCGACGGAAACGCCACCGUCGAAACUCAAUAGACGCCGCUUGGAAAGCAUUAUCGCCUUCCAAACGAUAGAUACAAACUACUUCAAGGUCGUCAAGUGGUACAUGAAGUGAAGUGCUAAAGUGACCCACACGUACCAUUUUGAUUUUGAGGUGAGAUUAAAUUUAAUAAUAACAA